This is a messenger RNA of Ilex paraguariensis (yerba mate), 1485 nucleotides long. The record is from the annotation of a GenBank genome assembly. Lineage: Eukaryota; Viridiplantae; Streptophyta; Magnoliopsida; Aquifoliales; Aquifoliaceae.
GAGAGAGAGAGAGAGAGAGCUCUUCCAACUGUGGUGCCAUGAAACCAGUACUUGCCCAAAGUUUCGUUUCCCUCCAAAUCCAACCGUUUAUUCCUCACCCCUUUCAAUUUUCCCACCAUUCUCUCUCACCCACCCCCUCAAAGCUCAGUAUCUCUCCCAAACCCCUCUCAAACCCAACCACUUUCAGACAAUCAACAAUCAAAUCGCAAAGAACCCACAUCUCCGAUCCCCAACCGACGACCCAAGACGAAGGCAUUCCCAUUGAUCUCGUCAAAACCCUAGUCAAAUUCAAGUCCAGGCAUAACUACAUUCGAGUUCUUGAAGUCUCCAGAAAAGCCGACCACCCAUUUGCUGGCUCAAGGCUUCUCUUACUUGAUGGCCCUGGGAACAUCCAUAGCAUCUCUUUCCUUUUCAAAUCACUCACCAACACGUACUUCGAUGUGUUCGCUACAUUGCCUCCAAUCUUGCCUCCGGGACCAGUGGGAAUUCUGGGAUUCGGAGCUGGAUCUGCCGCUCGGUUGAUCUUGGCAAUGUACCCACAAGGGGUUAUUCAUGGUUGGGAGCUUGAUCCUUCAGUGAUUUCAGUGGCAAGAGAGUAUUUUGGCCUCUUGAAGCUUGAAAAACAAUACCCAGAUAGGCUUUUCAUAUACAUUGGCAAUGCAUUGGAUGCUAGUGUUAGUUGCGGAUUUUCGGGUAUGUUGGUUGAUUUGUUUAGUAAGGGUUGUUUGAUUCCUGAGCUACAAGAUCCAAGAACAUGGGAGAGAUUGAAGAGGAGGUUGAGGGAAGGUGGGAGAAUAAUGGUGAAUGUUGGUGGCAGUUGUGUUGAAGCAGAGGAUUCACGAAGAGAUGGGAAGGUGACAAUGGAAGAGACUUUGGAGGCAAUGCAUAAGGUCUUUCCGGGGGAGGUUUGUGUUUUGAGUCUUGGAAAUCGAAAGGAUGAUAGCUCUCUUGCUCUUACCGGAGAAUUGCCGGAUGCAAAUGCAUGGAAGAUGGCAUUGCCCAAAUCUUUGAAGAUUUAUGUUGAUAUGUGGGAACCCAUUAAUGGGUGAAUUUGAUUUCUUCUCCUUCAUGCUUCGAUUUGUGGUGUUUGUGGUUUGGAUGUUUUAUAAUUCUAUAGGAAUGGUUUAUUCAAGGGAUUUAAGAAGGAAGGAAGAAGUAUUCAAGAACCAGAGUGGUUAUGCCGUCCUUGUGUUUGCUUUUAUUACAAUAUGAAAGUCAAGAAGACAAAUAUAUAGAUUUCUACAAUUUCCGCCAGCUGCUUGAAAGAUGCUGGAACCAAUAGUACCCCAAGGAAAGGAUCAACAAUGCAAGAAUUUCAUCAGGGAAACUGACUGAUCUAAUCUUCCAAGUUAUAAAAUCUUUUUGGAAUUAUUUUGGGUUACUGGUUGAAUAUCGUCUCUCCGUAUCGACAAUAAAGGUGGACCAUUUACGUAAGGACUAGAGUAUUCAUGAAGUCUCUCACGACUUAGUUCUAAGAAAUUAUUA